AUGCAUUUCGAUAAUGGCACUUAUUAUAGUUCAGACAAAGAAAAAUUUGAAGAUUUUUGUAUUCAUAAUUCAUUGAAUGGUCCAGGUGUUACUAUGUUAUCAGAUGGAACUCGACUUGAAGGAAGUUUUAUCGAUAGUUUUUUAUAUGGAAAUGGUUCUUCUUAUUCUUCCAAAGGAGAUCAAUAUCAUGGCAACUACAGAAAUAACCAAAUGUUUGGUUAUGGUUUUUAUUCCUUUGAAAAUCAUGAUAAAACGGUUCGUUUACUCGAUUUACCUGAUGAAAUUUUACUUAUUAUUAUAUAUAAACUUGGUUCUCUGGAUGUUCUUUAUUCAUUGUUGAACACCAAUCAGCGACUUGAUCAAAUGGCACGAAGUAUUAACAACACCAAGUUCAUAGACUUUUCAAUAGAACUAUCAGAUGGUCAAUUCUCAUCAAUUGAUAAUAUCAAACUUGAUCGGUUGUGUGAAAAAAUAUUGCCUGGAAUCCAUCAUAAUAUUGUGGGAGUUACUUUUGAAUUAGCCUAUAUGGAACGUAUUCUUCUUGCCUACGAAUAUCCUAAUCUUACUACGAUCGUCAUCGUAACCUUUUCACCGGAUAUCCUUUUAAACUAUUUAACAGAAGGAUCGGCAAUUACUCGUUUGUUCAAAGAACAGAUCAAACACAUUACUAUCAAAAAUGAAAAGAAAGUUUUUACUAAUCAAUCGUUUACAGAUGUUUGUGCACGUAUUCUUUCGAUUUGUAGAAAAUGUACUUAUUUAGAUAUGAAUCAAUGGAUAACGAAUAGAUCUUCCACAAUUUUACUUCAUGAUCGAUUCUCAAAUAUUUGUUAUUCAUCAUGUCUUCAUACUUUGUUUAUUAAUGUGAAAAAUUUUGAAGAUUGCCUUUGUUUACUUGAUGGUCGUCUCAAUCAAUUAUCUUCAUUGACAGUAAACAUUAACUUUAUAAAAAGAUCAUCAAUCAUUGAUAAUAAUCAAAAAAUUUUAUCUAAUUUGAAAGAAUUCUCUUUAAUAUGUUAUUGUUUUAUAACUGCUUAUGAUUGUCGAAUCUUGCCACUUCUUCAUCGUAUGACACAUUUGAAUAAACUAACUCUAUGUUUAUAUGUGAUACGAUUGACAAAUAUUGAAGGAAUUGAUCUUAAUGAAAGAGUUCUAUGUCAUAUGUUAGAUUUAAGUACAUUUAUAUUUCAUAUUUGUACAAUUAUGACAACUUCUCAAACAAAUCAUUUCUUAUCAACGAAUGAUAUUCAAAAUACAUUUAAUAAUUGGAAAUAUUCUCCAGUUAGUUGUAAUAUUGAUCAUUUUUCAGAUGGAUAUACUUAUUGUCAUAUUUAUUCAAUACCAUUUAAAAUGUCUUGGCUUAUGCAUAUUACAAAUACUUUUCGUGGUCAUUGUUUUCAAUUUGUUAUCGAUUUGGUCUUGUAUGAUACACGUCCAUUUGAACAUGAAUUUUUUGAAUGGGUAUCUCAAGCAUUCCCACUGCUCAAAUAUUUGACACUUAACAAUAUGAUGGCACAAGAAAAGAAACGUCAAAUUCAACCUGUUAAAGAUAAAAUAUUGAUUUCUUCAAGACUUUCAUAUAUGCAUCUCAUUCGACUCAGACUUACCCGUGCACAUAUUGAUUACGCUAAUCAAUUUCUAUAUCAUGAUAAUGCUUAUAUUCCACGUCUUCAUACACUUAGGAUAUAA
Messenger RNA from Adineta steineri, 1686 nucleotides. NCBI's taxonomy places the organism in Eukaryota, Metazoa, Rotifera, Eurotatoria, Adinetida, Adinetidae. The record is from the annotation of a GenBank genome assembly.